UACUCACCUUCUGCGAAAUGUAUUUCAUGCUAAUCGACCACCAAAGUCGACAGAUCGGAUGAGGUCGGCGAAGCUCCACACCGAAAGAACUCGCCAUUUUCAAUGAUGCCCAAUGUUGUUGACACUCAAACACGUAAAAAGCAACAUAUUCUUUGAUGAAUAUCAAGAAAUUUAUUUGAUUUCUCCAAAAUCCCAUGAGCUGUUUUUCGACAGUGUCCAAAUACACGUUCAAGUGUUUGAAAACAAGCUUUCAAACACAACCGAAGCGCACUUUUGUAUCACGGCACGGUCACACUGGUUAUACACGCGUGUCUUUGAACAUGUUCUGACGGCGUUUUCGCAGUGUGACCACAGCUGUUGAGCCAUACAUGUAUGGGGGAUGUUUGUCAGGCAUUUUCGUCAAACAUGUUUGAGGGAAUGUUCGUGUUUGGUGUUUUAUGUUUAACCAGUGUGACUGCAGCCUUACGGUAAUAGUAUUAUAAUACAAAGUAUUACUAUUACUGCCCACCCCUGGUUGUAAACAAAAAAUAUUUACGACGCGCGCAUGGGUCUUGUAUAAACUAAUAGUUUAUUCAUAAUUCAAGGAAAAGCUAUCUGUUGCACCACUAUCUACCACCUAAGUACGUUUCCGUAUCCUCCUCAACUGCGCAUGUGUAGGGUUCUUCGUUUUCGGGUUAAACCACUGAUGUAUAAAGGCUGGAUCGCGUAUGGGAGAGGGGCUCGUGGGAGACGCAUUCGGGCCGCCAUGUUGGUGGGCCCUAAAACGCUGUGUGCCCAUUGGAAACAACAGAGAUUGUGCAACUACUGGUGGGAGUACAACACUUGACUGUAAAAGGCAUUCACAACGGAACUCGGAGAAGGAGUUGUUACACUAAUGGCACUGUGCAGAAAGGCAAUGGCACUGAAGAUGAUAUAAUUGGACAUUUUUUGGGUUUGUUUUCUCUUUCUACAUGCAUAUCGUUCUGAAGAAUAAAGUAUCACAUUAUUAUUUUAAAGGGAUAGUCGCAUCCGGAAGCGUGUUCAGGAAAUGUUAUGGUCAUGUUCCCUGUCGUUCAUAAUGUACGCCGGCAAAUUUUCUCCGCGCAAAUCCACUUGGUUCACUCAGAAACGAUUUUUAAAUGUUCGCGCUUCCGGCGCGCACGGCAAUCCCCGCAAGGCGCCGACACUGGAUGACGUCACCCGGAUAAACCAACCAAAAGGAGGCGCUUCCUUUCCGCCGAGUUCGGUGUGUGUCUGAGCGUGCGUCUGACCCUUUUUCUUGUUGUCUUGUCGCAUUUGCUUUGAAGUACUUUGAACCACAGCGUGUGCCCUAAGAUUUCACGCCGUUGACGUGCGAUGUCACAGCCAGGAAACCGGUGCUACGUGCCCGGGUGCACAAAUACUUACAACGCGAAUCCUGAGCUUACAUUUCACCGACCUCGCAAUGGCGAGACGAAACGAAAGUGGGAGGCAGCGAUCGCCAGCCAUUGCUGUGGUGUGGCCCAAGGACUGAAUGUUUCACGCGUCUGUUCGUGUCAUUUCGCCGACGACGCCUAUUUUGAUGACGAUGUAUUGCAAGUUCGGCUCGGGCUACAGCAGAAACGAAAGCGGCUGAAGAUUGACGCCGUGCCUACCAUAUUCGAUCGGGAACAAGGGCAGGAACCAGUAACGGAGGCGGCAGCAAGCACGUCAACGGGAUCAACUGGAUUUGAUGUGGAGGUCAUGGCUGAAGCAAGUGCUGGGGACCCACUUCCCACUUCAAGGCGCAUCUCACAAAGGGAUUAUCCAGAAGGCUGUAUAUCCAUUAUACUGGAUGGACUACUACUGGAACCUCUGGUGCCGUACCAAACAGUCAGCCAGUACGGGUUUCUCUAUACCUUAGUUCCAGUUGAUCGUGAGGAAGCCGUAAAGAAGGAUGUGAGGCACAUGGGAACACAAACAGCUGUUCCUUUGUGUACAUUAGGCACUCAGACAGAGUUUGUUGCGUCGAGCACAACUGUGCAGACUGAGCUUAGCCUUCCUCCACAAACUUCCUUGGCACUGGCUGAAGGUGUCCCAGGGGACAUGAGAGGCAGCGAAACUGCAUCGCAGUCUACGUACCAAUAUUUCGAUACUGGUGUGCAAAGGGCCUCAACUCCAGAGCCAGGUACUGCGCCAGAUGUAGUGCCAGAACUCGAUACCACGUUUGGAUCGACAAGCAUCCCUGACCCACAUGAUGCUACACUUCAUACGUCGGACGUGGUGGAAAGUUCUGACGAUGAAGAUGAUGAACUCGGCAGCCCUCCAGGGUCCCAUCAUUCAAGACCAUAUAUACAUCAACUGGAGGAAGGUGAACGCCUCUUUCUUGUUGCCGAGUCUAGUCUGCGAGAGCUCCUGUCGGAAUUCUUGUGCUGUGGUGUCAGUGAGCUUACCACCACGAUAAAGCCAAGAGGGACAUGGGUACAAGCUACGACAACGUGCAGCUGCGGCAACGUGCAGCUGCGGCAGGAAGCGAAUCUGGUCUAG
This is a messenger RNA of Ornithodoros turicata, 2484 nucleotides long. RefSeq lists its product as uncharacterized. The coding region runs from base 1336 to 2484 and encodes 382 amino acids. NCBI's taxonomy places the organism in Eukaryota, Metazoa, Arthropoda, Arachnida, Ixodida, Argasidae. The record is from RefSeq and is a predicted model, not a curated record. Gene Ontology annotation, molecular function: sequence-specific DNA binding. The transcript has 9 exons.